Messenger RNA from Meriones unguiculatus (Mongolian gerbil), 1383 nucleotides. It is a transcript of the gene Mindy4b, whose product is annotated as MINDY family member 4B. Gene Ontology annotation, molecular function: K48-linked deubiquitinase activity; cysteine-type deubiquitinase activity. The record is from RefSeq and is a predicted model, not a curated record. The coding region runs from base 1 to 1383 and encodes 460 amino acids. Gene Ontology annotation, biological process: protein K48-linked deubiquitination. The transcript is spliced from 12 exons. Lineage: Eukaryota; Metazoa; Chordata; Mammalia; Rodentia; Muridae.
AUGGAUCCAGAGAUCCCAGUCCAGGAACAAAGUCCCCUAGAGCUGGAUUUAAAAGAAAUUACUAGGAAAAUUUUGUUUCUCGACAAAUGGAGGGGAAUCUUCAGGUAUUAUAGGUUGGGAAAAAAUGACACAACUCCUCAGAAUGACGAUGGCACCCAUAUGUCUGCUGAGGAAACUGGAGACAGAUCCAGAAUGCUUCGCCCCAGAGGACAAGGACAGUUGCUAUCCAGUGGAUUUUGCUCUAUUCCCAGACUCACCAUCCUCUCUUCAAAACUGGAUGGUUUUCUUAUCUCCCCAUCAAUGGCCACAAUGCUGCAAAAAAGCCUCUUUGGAGACACUAACCAAGUCCUCAGCAGUGACUGGAGAAAAGCACAUUUCAAGUUCCACGAUCCUUUCUCUGACCUGGCCUUUGCUUUACAAGUAGAAAAGGGAGGAGCCCAGAGCAUUCAGAUGGCAGUACAAGGAUCUAUCAUCAAAUACCUACUGUUUACUAGAGAGGGAAAGGACCACGACCUUCACAGCUUAUGUAACCUGAGCCAGCGGGAGCAGGAACAAGCUCUAGCUGCUGUGCUGGCUGACAUCCUAUGGGCCGCAGGAGCAGCUCAGAAAGCAAUCGUCUGUUUGGUCACCCAAGACAUCCAGAGCACUUCGACCUGUGACUACUCCAGCGACAAUUUCAUUGAGAGGCUCCAGCUGUUUGAAUUUUCAGAGAAAGGAGCCACCGAGAAAUUCAUCUAUGAUCAUUUACAAUGUUUCAAAGGGGAAGGAAGCCAUGGUGUCAUCGUCUUCCUCUACGGCCUGGUGUUCUCCAGAACAUUUGAGAGGCUUCAGAAAGACCUGGACAUCAGCACCACUCACCUCUUGCAGUGUCAAUCUGGAAGCAUCUCGUGCAGGCAGGCAGUUCUAAACAUGAUUUUGACUGGGAGAGCAAGUCCAAAUGUCUUCAAUGGCUAUGAGAAAGGGAGGUCUGAGGAAACAUUACAUGGAGUCCUGACCCGCAGUGAUGUUGGCUACUUGCAGUGGGAUAAAGACACUUCUGAGGGUGACCGACUCUCACAGGUGGGCAGCAUGCUGAAGACUCCCACCUUUCCUGUUUGGCUGUGCAACAUCAAUGGAAAUUACAGCAUCCUUUUCUGCACAAAUAGGCAGCUCUUAUCAGACUGGAAAAUGGAGCGUGUCUUUGAUCUGCACUUUUACAGUGGCCAGCCCUCACAGAAAAAGCUUGUACAUCUCACAAUAGAUACUCACUCCCAUCACUGGGAAGGAGAGCACUACGAAGAUAAACGUGGGUCAGGAAGACGGUUUUCUUCAGUGGAAAUGGUAAUCAGAACCAAAUGGAGAGAUGCUACCAUCAACUGGAAUGGAACUGUUCCCUUUUUCUAA